This is a messenger RNA of Morchella importuna, 828 nucleotides long. RefSeq lists its product as uncharacterized. The record is from RefSeq and is a predicted model, not a curated record. NCBI's taxonomy places the organism in Eukaryota, Fungi, Ascomycota, Pezizomycetes, Pezizales, Morchellaceae. The coding region runs from base 1 to 828 and encodes 275 amino acids. Gene Ontology annotation, cellular component: proteasome core complex. The transcript is spliced from 4 exons.
AUGAAUCACCUUCCCGAAGUCUGGGGUAGACCCAGAAACGAUGUCUACGGUGCCUAUGAUCACUCCUAUCUGCAAGGCUCUCAUCCGAUGCAGCACACUCAACAGCCGAUCGUCACCGGUACUAGUGUAAUCGCACUCAAGUUCAAUGGCGGGGUCGUAAUCGCUGCUGAUAAUCUCGCUUCCUAUGGCUCCCUCGCGCGUUUCACCGACGUUGAGCGUCUGAAGCAGGUCGGGACACAUACAGUCGUUGGUGCCGGCGGUGACAUAUCGGACAUGCAGCACCUGUACGAGAAGCUUUUAGACUCGCUGAUCAUCAAGGAGGAGUACCAGAACGAUGGACACAGCCUUCGUGCGAGCCACAUAUACAGGUACCUGAGUCGGGUAUUGUACCAUCGCCGUUGCAAAUUUGAUCCUCUCUGGAACACGAUCCUUGUGGCGGGGUGGGAUGAUGGGAAACCGUUCCUUGCAUCUGCUGAUCUUCUCGGCACUACCUUCUCUUCUCCUGCGCUUGCUACCGGGUUUGGUGCGCAUCUUGCGGUUCCGCUUCUUCGCCGUGUAUGCCCCGACGAAAAUGCUGUUAAGAGCCUCACGAAGGAGAAGGCGAUCGAAACUAUUGAGGAGUGCAUGAAGGUAUUGUUCUACCGUGAUGCCAGGUCAUUGAACAAAUAUUCGAUGGCUGUCAUCACCGGAGAGGGCGUGGAACAGGUUCCUUUGAGCGGUGAAGGGAAGGAGAAGGUACAUGUCGAGUGGAAGAAGGAUAUCACUUUGGAGAACCAGAGCUGGAAGUUCGCCGAGGGCAUCAGGGGCUACGGAGCGCAGACCGUUUAG